AUGGUUGAAUUCAAGAUUGAUAGCAAUGAAAAAGAAGGUGAUGAUUCAGACAUGGAACUCUACAAAGAAAAGAAGUCUUUAGUGGGCCCCAAAGAGCGAGAUCAAACUAAAAGAUUGAUUUAUGAGAUUUUAUAUGGUAUGGGUGCAAAUUCACUUGCUGAACAGCUGGAAUGCGGUCCAGAUGAUGCUAGAGACAAAAUUCGUAGUUUCAAAAUAUCUUUCCCUGGUGUUGCUUCUUGGCUUAAAGAGGUUGUUGCAAUCUGCCAUAAAAAAGGUUAUGUCGAAACUUUGAUGGGAAGGAAGCGGUUUUUGGCAAAAGUUAAGUUUGGAAAUAGUGAAGAAAAAUCAAAACUCAGAGAUAGGCUGUGA
Messenger RNA from Lactuca saligna, 369 nucleotides. NCBI's taxonomy places the organism in Eukaryota, Viridiplantae, Streptophyta, Magnoliopsida, Asterales, Asteraceae. The record is from the annotation of a GenBank genome assembly.